CGUAAUGCAUCUGUCAUCUGGUCAAAACUGUCCAAAAUGGCUGAGACAGAGACCGAUAAUAACAGUAUUGUUAGAACUGAAAGAAAUAAUAAGGGCCCAAUUGAAAGCAAUGGGCCCCGUCGAGUUACGAUAUAUAAAACUGAAACUGGCUUCGGUUUUAACGUGCGCGGUCAAGUUUCGGAAGGUGGACAGCUGAGGUCUAUCAAUGGUGAAUUAUAUGCACCCCUGCAGCAUGUCAGCGCUGUUCUGGAGCAAGGAGCGGCUGAGCAGGCUGGUAUUAGAAAAGGAGACCGGAUAUUAGAAGUUAAUGGCGUGAACGUGGAAGGCGCUACCCACAAGCAAGUGGUGGACCUGAUCAAAUCCGGUGGUGACUGUCUCUCUCUUACUGUCAUAUCUGUAACGCAGAAGGAAGCAGAACGUCUAGAGCCGGGCGACGAGUCCGCUCCCGUAGGUGUGAUCGGGGGCGCGACCAACUCGCGCGCCGCUGUCUACCAGAAAUAUGAUUACACAGACAAGCGCUCUCUGCCGGUCUCCAUCCCCGACUACCGCGUCGUGAUGGAGCGCAACACGGGCAGGUCUUUCGUCGCCUUCAACGUGCACAUGGCCGGCCGACACCUCUGCAGCAGGCGAUACCGGGAGUUCGCAGCCCUCCACCACCAGCUCAGGAAGGAGUUCCUGGGUUUCAACUUCCCGAAGUUGCCGGGCAAGUGGCCUUUCACAUUGAGCGAGCAGCAGCUGGACGCGAGAAGACGGGGCCUGGAGCAGUAUUUAGAGAAGGUGUGCGCGGUGCGGGUGAUCGCGGAGAGCGAGUGGGUGCAGGAGUUCCUGACGGAGGGCGAGGAGUCGUGCGCGUCGCCGGUGGAGCUGAAGGUGCUGCUGCCGGACCGCAGCGUGGUGGCGGUGUCGGUGGCGCGCUCCGCCAACGCCGACCACGUUUACCGCGCCGUGUGCGACAAGAUCGCGCUCGACAACCAGCUCCGACCUUAUUUCUAUCUCUUCGAAAUCGUCGAGUACAACUUCGAGCGCAAGCUGCAGGGCAACGAGUGCCCGCACUCGCUGUACGUGCAGAACUACUCCACGGCGUCGGCGAGCUGCGUGUGCGUGCGCAAGUGGCUGUUCAAUCCGCGCCGCGACGCCGCGCUGGUGCGCGCGCACCCCGCCGCCGCCGCCUUCCUCUUCUGGCAGGCGGUGGAGGAGGUGAACCGCGGCGUGAUCUCGGCGGGAAACCGGCUGUACCAGCUGAAGGCGCUGCAGGAGGUGCGGCGCGCGGGAGACUACCUGGCGCUGGCGCGCGCGCUGCCCGGCUACGGCGACGUCGUCUUCCCCCCCGCCACCACCGACUGCCGCGCCACGCCCGCCCUCGUCCUCGCCAUAGGUUGGAGCGGGCUGAAGCUGUCGGCGUGGAGCGAGGGGGCGGAGGGUGCGGAGAUGGGGGCGGGUCAGGGGGAGGCUGUGCAGGUGUCGUGGCGCGAGGUGCGGGAGUGGCGCGCGGACGACGCGGCGGCGGCGGCGCGCAUCACGUACCGGCGCCCCGGGAACUCCGACCACACCACCGCCAUCGCUCUCUACACGCCAUAUUAUCAGUUCCUGUGCAACUGCAUGGACAGAAUAGCGGAGGAGGCGAGUUGGAGCGACACCGGCGAGUAGCGCGUUACACAAUCGAGACACAACAUGCCCGAUAUUAACACUAUUCCGCUAAUGUGUCGCAACAUGACCGACACUAUGCAUGUGUACCGAAUGUAAGAUGGCGGCGCGCGUUGCUAUGGUAACACUUAUCGUUUAGAUGUGAUUAUUUGUAGGUGUCCGUGUGAGAGGCGCGCCGCACUCGCUGUGAUAGGAACUGAUGCUGUCCGUUCCUCCUCUGUACUUAUAUACUUACGAAUUGUUUUAUAUUUAAUAAUUCAUCGUUAUACAUAAGGGGAGAGGGCACGUUGCUGUUAAAUUCGAAUCUCCAGUCUAAGAUUAAUCGUAUUUAUGCGGACUUUUUUAAAUAGUUCAUUUAAGGUACACUUCAAUGCAAAGAAGCAACGCCAUCGUGUCCAGUGGAAAUUUACUUAAUUCUAGUUAUUAAGUAUAAUGUCGUAGUAUUAUCGAAGUCGACUAAAAUCUAUAUAAUAAAUAUAACAUUUUUAACUCGGUAAGUUUUAAUAGUUAACAUGACAUGAUGGCAACACUAAUCUUAUUAAAUAAUAGAAUAAAACAUCUUACAAACAAUGCAUUAUAUCAAUAGUAGUCUAAUUUUAAAUAGGUUUUUAUUCGUAUUAAUUUUACAAAUAAGACCUAAAUCUAAUAAUUAAAUGCAAACAAUGUCGUUAAUCUUUUAAAAUAAAGGCGCGGUUUUCGAACGUUUGUCAAAUUGACAGCUGUCAGUUCAGUGUUGCCAGGAUAAUAGUUAUUUAUAUGUAGAGGUGUUUCGGUUUUUUCUAUAAUAGUCUU
This is a messenger RNA of Papilio xuthus (Asian swallowtail), 2436 nucleotides long. It is a transcript of the gene Snx27, whose product is annotated as sorting nexin 27. Gene Ontology annotation, biological process: endocytic recycling; signal transduction; intracellular protein transport. Bases 37 to 1647 code for a protein of 536 amino acids. The transcript has 9 exons. Gene Ontology annotation, molecular function: protein binding; phosphatidylinositol-3-phosphate binding. NCBI's taxonomy places the organism in Eukaryota, Metazoa, Arthropoda, Insecta, Lepidoptera, Papilionidae. The record is from RefSeq and is a predicted model, not a curated record. Gene Ontology annotation, cellular component: early endosome.